GUCUGCCUCAAAGCGAUGCCAGGACGCCACGUCCAAGCAAAGCACCCGAUGCCAUUGCCACCUCCCAGCACUCACGCGUGAGCGUGACUAUAAAAAACGCACCCUCUGCAUCCGCCCCCGUCUGCCUGCCCUACCGAAUCUUUCGCCGUCCCAUCAGCCCAGCAAUUCUUCGCUGUUCGAGGACCCCUCGGUUUCGACCGAAGCCCAGCAAGCCGACCACACACCGCUGCCGUUGGUUCCGUCCCAAGAGAUGGGCAAGUCCUGGUCGCUCAUCAGCCACCUCCACACCGUCGCCGGGCCAAGCAUCACCCUGCUGUACCCUCUGUACGCGUCGGUGUGCGCGAUGGAGAGCCCGUCCAAGGCGGACGACGAGCAGUGGCUGUCAUACUGGAUCAUACACUCCUUCGUCACCCUCCUGGAGAUGCUCGCCGAGCCGCUCCUCCACUGGGUACCCGUGUGGUACCCGGCCAAGGUGCUGUUCGCGGCGUGGCUGGCGCUGCCGCAGUUCAAGGGCGCCUCCUUCGUCUACGAGAAGCUCGUCAGGGAACAGCUCCGGAACUACCGCGCCAGAUACCCGCGCAAGGGCGCCGCCGCCGCCGCCGUCGGCGGCGACGACGACGACCAUAAGGUGCACAUAGCCAAGGUAGGCUGAGGCUGAGCACGACCAUGUGCAGUGAAAGCGUGUGGAGACGACGCAGGAGCUGACCGGAGAUCAUCACAGGAACUUCUGUAGAUCUGGUGUUCCAAGGUGUUCAUUCGAUGUAUCAUCCUACGUAUCUCUGUAACUCUUGUGGACUGCCGGUGUCGCGUAAUGUAUCUGAACUCUUCGUGAGUGCGAUGGAACCCCCCUCCCCUUGCAGCACGAGAUGCUUCUGUAAGAACGAUAACAUGUAGACAAGCCAAGCGCCUCAGCUCCUUAAGUGAAAUUCUCUACUACUACUACUACUAU
Zea mays is the source of this 949-nucleotide messenger RNA. RefSeq names its product protein HVA22. Lineage: Eukaryota; Viridiplantae; Streptophyta; Magnoliopsida; Poales; Poaceae. Bases 251 to 652 code for a protein of 133 amino acids. The record is from RefSeq and is a predicted model, not a curated record. The transcript has 4 exons.